Messenger RNA from Danaus plexippus (monarch butterfly), 939 nucleotides. RefSeq lists its product as uncharacterized. The record is from RefSeq and is a predicted model, not a curated record. The transcript has 6 exons. NCBI's taxonomy places the organism in Eukaryota, Metazoa, Arthropoda, Insecta, Lepidoptera, Nymphalidae. Bases 1 to 939 code for a protein of 312 amino acids.
AUGAUGUUGUUCAAAGAAGCUGAAGUGUACUUUUCUCUGGAAGGGGAACGUUGGCAAGAAGACUUUAUUUCUUACGAGCCUAAACAAGACAGGGUCUCCGAACAUGCUCGUACAAUUCAUAUUGAUCUAGAGAACAGGACAGCGAAACAUAUCAAGAUGAAACUAAAGUUUCAACAUGAAUGGAUCCUUAUCAGCGAAGUCACUUUUAAAUCUGUUCCAACAGUUAUAAAUUCAUCGGCGGAAUUUCUUGAGGAAUAUUAUCGGAGCGACUCACCUCCAUAUUCAAGAAAGAAAAGAAAUUCCUCUUUACGAGUUUCUGUGGGUCUUGCUUGCGGAGCCGUCGUUGGAGUCGGAGCAUGUAUUGCAGCCAUAGCUGUGUUAAUAACAAAGCGUACCAGAAGGAGGAUACCGAAUGUUUUGAAGAAGCCUUUUUGUCCUUCACUAAGAAAUGCUAAUGCUCGAAAUAAUCGCAGAGCCCCGAGGCUUGCUUUGGCGUUAGCAAAUUGUCCACCAAUUCACAUGCUCCGGCCUGCUGUAGUUGACGAGGACUACAGGGAACCAUACAAUAUAUGGAGAGAAACACUUGGUCGACGAGAUAAACAAGAGAUUCAUGAUCAAAACGAAUACAACGAAAUUUGCGAGGAUCCUGAGUUCCCCCGACCCUACAUGAUGAAAAGACCCGAUCCGCAUGAAAGUUUCUACGCCGCCACUGACAUUAUUCAUCACACUUAUCCCGACGAGCGAACUCUAAGACGCGAACGUCCUGCCCCAGGACUCUUCACGUCCAUUAAACUACCUGAAGCCGAGCCCCCAAACGGAGUGGCGCCCCUGCUGGAUUUCCCGCGGGGGCGCAUGCGACCGGUUACUUUCCUAGGCGAGGGACAACAUGGCACUGUAAGUACACUUGCAUGUUUAAAGCUCCAAUCCAAUAUCGUCUAA